GUCAAUUCUUUGUUGUUAUGAUACAAAAAACUCUGCAAUACUCGUUUUUUAACCUCUCACGCCCUUGCAAUUAACAAUUUUUGUUUGGAGGGCAGUGUUAUUUUCAACUUUUAAAUUUAUAUUUUUGUAACUACUAUUUCAGAUAAUGGAAGAUAAAAGAGAAUUUGGAGACUUGCAAUUAAGCCCCCCAAAAAGUCCCCCAACCGUAUCAACAAACCCAACUUCACCAACAGAAAAUCCCAUCACAUCAAACAAUUGUAAUAUUGUAAAAAAUCAUAAUAAAACAAAAAAAAAAAUGAUUCACAAAAAAUCGUUAGGGAAUAAUAGAUACAAUCCCUAUAUUCCUAGGAUUUUAGGAAAUGGAAAUAUUAUUCAUAUCCAUACUCAUCAUCAACCUGCCAAUUUCGGCAUUGUAAAUACCCCAAAAUCUAAAUGCUACCGGUGUGGAAUAGUGGGACAUAUAGCCCGGGAGUGUAAAAAUCCAAAACGAUGCUACACAUGUUUGAGAGAGGGGCAUUUGGCCGGCUCAUGUCCAUUUUAAUUUUCUUUACAUUUUAACAUAUUUUUUAUUUUAUAUCAUUUUAUAUUUUGUUUUUUAAAUUUUCAUUUAUUUAAUCUUAUGUUUUACAUAAUCACUGUAUCACUUUAUUGAUACAUCAUAUUCAUUUGGUUAAAAUGACAUUAUUCUUUUCAACAAAUAUAAUUAAAUAAAUAACUUAGAAUUAUCUUUAACAAACACAUAAUGUUUAAUUAUAUUACAUUACACACGUUUCAGUUAUAAAUAAAUUAUUUGUCAUGUAAAAAUCACUCUUUACCGAGAAAAAAUCAAUUUAUUAAUAGUCAUUAUUUUUUACUCUAUUAUUAUUAUUAAAUACAAAAUGUCAAUCCUAUUGUCAAGUGUAAACAACUAUAUUAACGUUGUAUAAAAUGUCAAAAUGAUUUGUCUACAUUUCUUAUGUAAUAAUUUUAUAUUUUAUUCUGUCUUAUCAAUAACAUUGUAAGAAUGAAUAUACAUAUUAUAAGAAUUGCAAAAAAUAAAAAAUAAUUCUACUUUCAAUUUCCUAUUAGUGUCAAUUGCCCACUUAUAUUGCUAUAUCGUAAAUCGUCGUAUAUGUUCACGGAAAUUAAUUUUUUAAGUCACUUGCCAACUUUGUUGGUCACUAAAUCUUAUACCAUUGAAAAGCCCACAAAAUUUGCUAUUAGAAAAACCUAAUUUUGCGGGGUACAAGUGAUGGGAACGUACCUCCCCAUGAAGUUUUAUACAAGAAUAUAUUCAUAUAUCGUAAAUCGUCGUAUAUGUUCACAGAAAUUAAUUUUUUAAGUCACUUGCCAACUUUGUUGGUCACUAAAUCUUAUACCAUUGAAAAGCCCACAAAAUUUGCUAUUAGAAAAACCUAAUUUUGCGGGGUACAAGUGAUGGGAACGUACCUCCCCAUGAAGUUUUAUACAAGAAUAUAUUCAUAUAUCGUAAAUCGUCGUAUAUGUUCACAGAAAUUAAUUUUUUAAGUCACUUGCCAACUUUGUUGGUCACUAAAUCUUAUACCAUUGAAAAGCCCACAAAAUUUGCUAUUAGAAAAACCUAAUUUCGCGGGGUACAAGUGAUGGGAACGUACCUCCCCAUGAAGUUUUAUACAAGAAUAUAUUCAUAUAUCGUAAAUCGUCGUAUAU
Daktulosphaira vitifoliae (grape phylloxera) is the source of this 1668-nucleotide messenger RNA. RefSeq lists its product as uncharacterized. Bases 146 to 541 code for a protein of 131 amino acids. The record is from RefSeq and is a predicted model, not a curated record. The transcript has 5 exons. Gene Ontology annotation, molecular function: nucleic acid binding; zinc ion binding. Lineage: Eukaryota; Metazoa; Arthropoda; Insecta; Hemiptera; Phylloxeridae.